UAGCAAGAAAUCUAUAUUGAGGAAAAGUAGAGGCCUGAGGACCCCAUCUGUUUCUUUUGCGCUUGAACAGCUCAAUCAGACCCUCUGCGUUUUCCCCUUUGAAGAUUCCUCACUUGCCUCUUCUAUAAAUAACCUUCCCUCACUUCACACUCCUUUUUCUCUUACCAUAUCACCCUUUUUCUCUCUUUCUUUCUUUUCUUUCUAUCUCCCCUUCUUGUUUCCUGAUUUCUUUGAUAAGUUCUCAAAAGCCGAAAAGAAUUUUAAAUAAAAUGGAAAAUGUUGAAGACAAAUACAACUCACCUUUGAAAUCCCAAAAGCUUUUCAUUGGGGCACAGAUUUGCUUGAGAAUUGUAACAAUUGGAGCAACAUUAGCUGCAACUUGGAUAAUGGUCACUGAUAAGCAGUCCAUCACAUUUGGUGAUUUUGUUAUGGUUGCUAAAUAUAACUACUCCUCUGCUUUCAAGUUCUUUGUUCUCGCAAAUGUGAUUGCAUGUGCCUGCUCUGUUGUUUCCUUGCUGUUCCUCUGCGCUCUUGGUCGUUACAGCUCAAAUCCUGGCCAUGUUUUCUUGCUGUUCCUGCAUGAUUUGCUUAUGAUGUCGCUGGUUCUUGCUGGAUGUUCUGCAGCGACGGCAAUAGGUUUCUUGGGAAAAUAUGGUAAUACGAAAUCCGGAUGGAUGCCAAUCUGUGAUCAGUUUGGGCAAUUUUGUAACAGAGGAACAAUUUCUAUGAUGCUUUCUUACUUGUCCAUGGUUUGCUUGCUAAUCCUUACUGUCACUUCUGCAAACAAGUCUAGGCAAAUACAUGUGUAGGAUUUGAAUGAAAAUGAACUUAGGGUUUUAUGUCUAGUCUAGAAAUAAAAAGAUGAAAAGAAGGACAACAGAACUUAGAGAUAAAUGGUAGCGGAAGUGGUUUCUAUUGUAAACUUGUAGCGGUUGCCUUCUUCAAUAUGUAAGGGAAUCAACUCUGUUGUUUUCUUUCUCUA
Messenger RNA from Ricinus communis (castor bean), 982 nucleotides. Its product is annotated as CASP-like protein 1F1. The transcript is spliced from 3 exons. Bases 270 to 809 code for a protein of 179 amino acids. The record is from RefSeq and is a predicted model, not a curated record. Lineage: Eukaryota; Viridiplantae; Streptophyta; Magnoliopsida; Malpighiales; Euphorbiaceae.